AUGGUUCAUUUGACCACCACGGACAUCGGUCAUGCUGAGAGCACCCUGCCACCAAUGGGAAGUUUUGUCUACGCAAUGCCUGACAUGAGAGACAACCGCAAUGUGAUCAGCACUCCUCUCGCGACCUCGGGCUCCAGCAUUGACUACGCCACUAGGAUGGCUAAGAUACUUGCGCGAAAGAUGAAACACCCAGUGUACGUGGGUUGCAGCAUGGAUUUCACUGGCACGACAGCCGAAGAGGAAAUGGAAGGCUUCGCCGCCGUCGUCGAUCACAUAAUGAAGAGGUGGAACCUAAAAUCGUGA
This is a messenger RNA of Fonsecaea erecta, 303 nucleotides long. RefSeq lists its product as hypothetical. The record is from RefSeq and is a predicted model, not a curated record. The transcript is spliced from 2 exons. The coding region runs from base 1 to 303 and encodes 100 amino acids. NCBI's taxonomy places the organism in Eukaryota, Fungi, Ascomycota, Eurotiomycetes, Chaetothyriales, Herpotrichiellaceae. Gene Ontology annotation, biological process: proteasome assembly.